ACUGCGACUGGAAGACGCAUAUUUCUGUGGGCGAAAUCCGCAAAUUGUUUUAGCUAUUGCGCUUCUUUUUGGGUGCUUCGGAAUUUCCUACUUCGUCACCUUGAAGAAGACUCCUGUUUAAAAAAAAACUGACCAAUCCAGAAAGAGCUAGAUAAACAUACCAAAUGGAGCGGAGUCGGCAAAACGGCCGGAUUCGCAAAGCGCCGACUUCUGGAUCCGAUAGCGACACUUCUGAGGCUCCGAGUCGCAAAAAGAGCAGGCAGGUGGAUGAGGAUGAUGGCCUUGAGGAAGCGUCUACCUCGCAGGCAGCGAAUUCGCGGAGCGCAGGCACGAACAUGUCGCAGAAUAUGACCACUAUGAAUCUUACGUCGGAGAUGUCCAUACCGAACGCCUUCAACCGCUGCGGCAAAGUCAUUUCCAUGCGCCUCACCAACUUCAUGUGUCACUCCAAUCUGUUUAUGGAGUUUGGCCCGAAUAUCAACUUCCUGGUGGGCAACAAUGGCAGUGGCAAGAGCGCCGUGAUCACAGCAUUGGCACUGGGCCUGACCAGCAGCGCUCGGGUGACCAGCCGGGCUAGCAGCAUACAGAAGCUAAUAAAGAACGGAGAGGCCAGUGCCACCGUUGCCAUAACAUUGUCCAAUAAUGGACUGCGGCCCUUCAAAGCGGAAAUCUUUGGGCCCCAUCUCACGGUGGUGCGCCACAUUCGGCAUUCAUCGUCGGCCUAUGACCUUCAAGACGCUCGCGGUCGAAGCGUGUCCAAGAAAGUGGGCGAAAUCCGACGCAUGCUGCUCUGCUUCGGCAUUAACGUGGAAAAUCCCAUAUUUGUGUUGAAUCAGGAGGCGGCGCGAGAGUUUCUCAAAGAAUUGGAGCCGGAAUCGAAUUACAAACUGCUGAUGAAGGCAACUCAGCUUGAUGUUUGCGCCGUCAGCUUGCUCCAAUGUCAUGAGCAGCGACGCCACUUUAGCCAGGACAUGGAACACUUGGUCAAAAAAAGGGAAGUCGUGGAAAAACAAGUGGAGGCAGUAGAGGAAAAGCUUUCAAUACUCAAGGAUAAAGAAGUCGUUAAGGUAAAACUUAAGCAAUCCGAGGUCAAGUUGGCCUGGUUGGCUGUGACGCGUUCGCAGCAAGAGCUUGACCAGCUGGAGCACUCGAUAAGCCUGAUAGAAGCCAAGAAGGCCAAGCUAGAGCAGACCACAUCCAAAAAGGAGUCCACCCAAGCCACGCUCACCCAGCAGCUUAACCAAUUUGAGUCUACCAAAAAUGUAAUCUUAGGUUCCUACAAGGCCCAAGAAGUGAAGGUAAGGACGGCCAAAAAGGCAGUGCAAGAUCUCCUCUUAAAGAUCAGCUCUGUGAAGGCCCAGCUUGACAACGCUGAGCGAAGAAUGAGGGAGGAGCAGCACACGUACACUGCCUGCGAAAAGCAUAUUGGUAGCUACCAUGCCGACUUCAAUCGGGUUAAGGAACAGCGGGAGGAGCACGCCAAGCAGAUGGAGGCUCUGAAGAAGCAAGUGGCUGAAAGUGACGAGCUCAUUGCCCGUUUGCGGGAGGAGCAGCAGCAAAUGAAGCGCGAACUAACAGCCGUUCAGGAGACGACAGAGACUGUGAAAUAUGAGAGAGCCCAGCUGCAUAAAUCAAAACAGAACAUGCAAUGGGAAAUUGAGACGCUGUCCCGCAACAAAUCCAACACUUUAUCCGUGUACGGGGAGCAAGCGAUCCAAGUGGUUCAUGCGUUGCGCACUCAGUAUGCCGGUGCCAAUUUGCACAGGAUGCCGCGCGGUCCGCUGGGCCAGUACAUCAGUGCGCCCAAUCCCAAGUACCGCGACCUAGUCGAGAAUCAGCUCAUGUCCUGCCUGCGCUCUUAUAUCGUGAGUUCGGACAGGGAGCGCCAGUCGUUGAGGACGCUACUGCAAAACAAGUACCCCAAUGGCAACGUACCCACCAUUAUCACCAGUUCCUUCACAGAUCGCGUCUACGACGUGUCCAGGCACAAGGUGCGGCCCACCACACCGAACACCACAGUGCUGAUAGAUGAAAUCAGCUGUAACGAUCCGGUGGUUAUGAACUACCUCAUUGACAUGCUACGCAUUGAGACGGUCCUGGUGACCGAGUCCAAGGAGAUUGCCGAGUUCCUCACCUCGGAUACGGAGAAUGUGCCUCCCAACCUGACAAGGGUUCUGGUACCGAACUUGGGACUGGAGUACAUACCAUCGCCCAACUAUGCCGUGUAUUCGAAUAAAAUAUUUCCGGCGAGAUUUAUUCAUGUGAAUGUCGACGAUCGCAUCCGCCAGCUGCACAUCGAGCAGGAUGCCAUUAAGGAGCGAGAGGCGUCUCUAGAAGCCGAUUACAUGCAGCAGAAACAAAUAUUGGAAAAAAUCAACCAAGAGAUUUCGAAGAGAAGUGUCUUAAUUGGCCAGCAUCAGUCGAGGAAUAAUCGGGCAAUGCAACAAAAAAUUGAGUUGGAGAACUAUGAUUACCCGGAGCUGCCGGAAUAUGACCGCCUGAAAACUCAUUUAAGCGACAGCGGUGAGAAGAUUAACAAGUGCAGGGAAGAGCGCGAAGCGCUACAGCAAAAACUGGACGAGAUCAAGGAACGAAAGGAGCAACUUCGCCGAGAAGAGGCCGAUGAGACGAAGGCCCUUGAAGACAUCAAUCAAAAGCUUUCCACCGUUGACACUGAGUUUCAGGAAGUCGAGUCUAAGAUCCGUAGCCUGGAUCUUCACUUUGAGGAAAACACUCGAUGUUUGCAGAAAACGUUGCAGGUGGAGAAGAAAAUGCGCGAUGUGAAGGCGACAACGUUGGCAGAGUUGGAAAAGGUUCGCGCCGAAGCUGAGCAAUUGGGGGAAUUCAUCGCCACGACGCAGACGGAGGAGAACAUCCGCGAGUCGAUUAGUCGUUACAAAUCAAAGAUUCGGCAGGUUGAACAGCUGAACUAUAUCAUUGAGGAUGUUGAAGGGGAGUUGUCUACGCUGCGAGACAAUCUGGGGCAACAGGCCAAGCAAUUAAAUGUGGUGGAAUCGGUGAUCAAGAGGUUGCGCCAAGCUUACCAUCAGCGGGCGCAGCUGUUCCAGAGAUCACGUAAACACUACUUUACCAUGGUUCAGUUUCAAUUUGAGCAAGCGUUGUCAAUGCGCAAGUUUAAGGUGAGCUUCGAUACCAAUGACAGGGACAGGACUUGGAAAAUUAAUGUAUUUCCGCCCAGUGGAAAUAAAACAUCAAAUACCAGGAGCUUAUCCGGCGGUGAACGCUCUUUUACCACAGUUUCGUUGCUGAAAGGACUUUGGAGCACCUCAGAUCAUCCGUUCUAUUUUCUGGACGAAUACGACGUAUUUACGGAUGAAGUGAACCGAAAGUUCAUUACGGAAAUCCUCAUCAACGAGGGAAUGGACUACAAGAAUCGUCAGUUUUGUUUUCUCACGCCCCAGGACACUGAGGUCCAGGCCAGCAACUUUAUUACGGUGCACAAAUUGGAGGCUCCUGAUCGUUAAGGUUUAUUAGAAAUCAAUAAUGUUGCAGGUCGACGUCAAUACAUAUACAAAAAGUUUUUCCAAAUGUACAAUUACCUCUAUCUUAAGUGGAUGAUCUAGUAACGUAAAGUUGUUUUCUAAACUAAAAUAAAGUUAAGAUUAAUUAACCUAACCCUCUAAUACCCAAGAAUUCCUCAAGGCACUUAUUAUACAAAUUGUAUUAUCUGAAAAACGAGGAGCCUUUUAAUUAUUUGAAUUAUACUUGUCAAUUCACAAUAAACAUGUGAACUUAUGCUCAAGCUCUCUUAAGCUUUAUAACGGGACUUUUUUC
Messenger RNA from Drosophila kikkawai, 3795 nucleotides. It is a transcript of the gene SMC6, whose product is annotated as Structural maintenance of chromosomes 6. Gene Ontology annotation, cellular component: nucleus; Smc5-Smc6 complex; site of double-strand break. The record is from RefSeq and is a predicted model, not a curated record. Lineage: Eukaryota; Metazoa; Arthropoda; Insecta; Diptera; Drosophilidae. Gene Ontology annotation, molecular function: damaged DNA binding; single-stranded DNA binding. Gene Ontology annotation, biological process: double-strand break repair via homologous recombination.